This is a messenger RNA of Cuscuta europaea, 2561 nucleotides long. Lineage: Eukaryota; Viridiplantae; Streptophyta; Magnoliopsida; Solanales; Convolvulaceae. The record is from the annotation of a GenBank genome assembly.
GUUUGGGUUUGAUAAUUGGAAUUGGAAUUACAAUGUCAAAUUAAGCAACCACGUCGGUCAUCCGGUCACACGCUCACACCCUCCCUCGAAAUUCUGGUUAAACCCGACCCAACCACCAAAUCACCACCGGAGCUCGUCGGCCCGAUAUCAUCCAAAGAUUCUUGCUUUUCGGACUCAGCUGUGCUGCUCGUCGCCGGUGGAAUUCUUUCCGCCUACUCCCGCCGGCGGAGAAAGCAAUAACUUUUUUUCCCUGUUUCCAUUGACAAAAACCGGUCUUGUUGGCACGUAUAUGCACGGAGAAGCUUUCAAUUAUCCUCUUGAAACUUUUAUGGUUCGCCUAAUCUAAACGUCCGAACUCCAUUCUGAUGCUAGACACACUUGGGUUAUGAAGCUUGUCCUAGCUCUAGUAUUUCCCAAUGAAUGCCCCAAUUAUAGAUCCACUGCAGGGGGAUUUUCCAGAGGUGAUAGAAGAGUAUUUGGAGCAUGGGGUUAUGAAAUGCAUUGCAUUUAACCGGAGGGGGACACUUCUUGCUGCUGGAUGCUCUGACGGAAGCUGCAUUAUCUGGGAUUUUGAGACCCGAGGAAUCUCAAAAGAAUUGAGGGAUAAAGACUGUCUUGCUGCCAUCACUAGUGUAUGUUGGUCUAAGUAUGGCCACCGCAUACUUGUAUCAGCCGCUGAUAAAUCAUUAACACUCUGGGAUGUUGUCAAAGGAGAGAAGAUUAUGCGCAUAACCCUUCAACAAACCCCAUUGCAUGCUCGUUUACAUCCCGGUUCCUCAUUUCCAACUUCUUGCUUGGUGUGCCCUUUAUCAUCAGCUCCAAUGAUUGUUGACUUGAACACUGGAAGCACAAAUGUACUUCCCGUUUCAACUCCUGAUGCAGGAGGGAGUGGACUGGCACCACCUUCACGCAAUAAAUUUUCAGACGGAUCUGCUCCUUUCACUCCUACAGCAGCUUGCUUUAACAAGUAUGGAGAUCUGGUUUAUGUUGGAAAUUCAAAAGGGGAAGUACUCAUAAUUGACCAUAAAACCGUCCAAGUGCUUGGCAUCAUUUCCACUCAAGGAGGUGCUGUGGUGAAGAAUAUUGUAUUCAGCAGGAAUGGGCAGUUUCUUUUGACAAACUCUAAUGAUCGUACACUCAGGAUUUAUGAAAAUCUUCUUCCAUUAAAAGAUGGAUUGAAAAGCGUGUAUGAUGCAAGUAAUAACUUGAAUGAGUUAGAAGGGGUAGAUAAACUUAAAGCUGUAGGGUCUAAGUUUUUAACUCUAUUUAGAGAGUUUCAAGAUUCCAUCACCAGAGUGCACUGGAAGGCACCAUGUUUUAGUGGUGAUGGUGAGUGGUUGGUUGGUGGUUCUGCUAGCAAAGGAGAGCACAAGAUCUACAUCUGGGAUAGGGUUGGACAUCUUGUUAAAAUACUUGAAGGGCCAAAGGAAGCCUUGAUAGAUUUAGCGUGGCAUCCUGUCCACCCUGUUGUUGUUUCUGUUUCAUUGACGGGAUUGGCCUAUAUUUGGGCUAAGGAUUACACUGAGAAUUGGAGUGCAUUUGCUCCAGAUUUCAAAGAACUCGAGGAGAAUGAAGAGUAUGUAGAAAGGGAAGAUGAAUUUGAUCUCGUGCCUGAAACAGAGAAGGCUAAAGAACCCGAUGUCAAUGAAGAUGAAGAAGUUGACAUUGUGACAGUGGAGAGAGAUACAACAUUCAGUGAUUCCGAUAUAUCGCAGGAUGAAGUUCUCUUCUUGCCAGUCGAUCCAACACCUGAUCAUUUUGAGCAGCAGGACAAGUGUGUCAGUAGUACUUCAAAGCUAGCGGAUAGCAACCAGUCAGGAUCCCCUCACUCCGAAAAGGCUGAGCGGAACGGGCAGACUGCUAACCAUGAAGUCAGUCCAUCUGAAGCAAUGGAUAAUUCUACUGCAGAAGAAACUAGUGCAAAAGGGUUGAGAAGAAAACGGAAGCCUUCUGAGAAGGUAUUGGAGUUGCAAGCUGAAAAGGUUAAAAAACCUUCUCAGAAGAAAUCAUCUGGUAAACGUCAAAACUAGAAGUAAAGAAUAGUUCAAGAGGGAAUUAGUUUUCGAAACUUUUGUGGCGGAAUCCAUAAAUCCAUUGAGUAUUUUUCUAUUGUAUCAUUACCUGAUCACUCCUAUGACAAUUCCUAAUUCCCCAAUCUGUUUAGAGGUAGAUUAUGAAAUUAUGUCCAGGCAUUAUCACCUUUUUGUCAACACCUAGUGUCUGCUAUUUUAUAUUAUUUUUUUGAAAAUGAAUUUCUCGAUCAGUAUAACUGAUACUGGUAUUAUUUAUCUGCUGGCAAGCAAUCUGCAAACAUUGGGCAGACUGACGCGUCUUCGUUUUCUUCUGCCACUCUUUUUGAGUUCAUAUUAUUGGCUGUAUAACUGAUAAUUCAUUGUAUAUCCUCAAAAAUAGACAUUUCUUUCUUAUUGAAUGCAUUAGAUGCUCAGCCCGAAUGUGUAAAGCAGUCAUUGGACAUUUCAAGUAAAAUGUUUUACGAUGUAUGCUGUUCACCGGACAGGUUAUAGUUUUUUUGAAAUCUAAACUACACACAUACAGCCUUU